Coregonus clupeaformis (lake whitefish) is the source of this 2452-nucleotide messenger RNA. RefSeq names its product ALK and LTK ligand 2. The transcript is spliced from 6 exons. Gene Ontology annotation, molecular function: receptor signaling protein tyrosine kinase activator activity; receptor tyrosine kinase binding. NCBI's taxonomy places the organism in Eukaryota, Metazoa, Chordata, Actinopteri, Salmoniformes, Salmonidae. Gene Ontology annotation, biological process: positive regulation of ERK5 cascade; positive regulation of ERK1 and ERK2 cascade. The record is from RefSeq and is a predicted model, not a curated record. The coding region runs from base 895 to 1374 and encodes 159 amino acids.
AGGAGGAACCUCGCGGGAGCAGGAUUUAUACAACCUUUUAGUGUUAACCCUCGCGCUGCUCCUGUCCCAUGCGGGGACACGGUUGAAGAACAGGAGAAAGUUUAUACGUUACUAUAUUACUAAAAAUCAUUCUCCCGCUCUGUCGACUGAGAGGAGAAAAAUAGGAGAGGAAUAUAACGUUUUUUCCAAACCGAGAGGACUGAAUGAACUGCAUGGGGCGACCGGGGCCAGGGCUCGAUAUCGAUCCGGUGUAAAUAUGACGUCUGUGUUCGGUUAUGCUCCCGCCUUGAACGCUGUUCUGAUCGAAGACAACCCGGGAUAAUAGAUACAUACUCCGGGGACUUCGAAACACACACACACACACACACACACAAAGUUACGCGGCAGUGGCACGCACGGUGAGCCAGCCAGCAUGACAGCGCCAGCAGCAGCGGAGGAGCUCACGACACACCGGGCAGCCGACUUCAUCAGCAGGAGAUGAGGUCUAGAGUUAAUAAAAAAGUUGCGUCAGUCUUUAAUUUAUCCACCCACUCUACUACGGCCGCUCCGUCGGCACCUUCAACAGAGGAGCACCAGAUAUAAAACAGCGUACGGGACUGGGAACUACAGCUACUGCACUUGUGGAAAGAGGACACCCGGAGCUGGGGGAUACGUAUUUGCAGAGGCAGAGGACGCACGACACGGCGAAGACAAGCUGUGUGUAGUAGUUAGGAGUGUGUAUUGGAGUGUGUGUGUCUUUGUGUGUAGCUGAAGCGAUUAAAAGGUGUUUAAUCCUGGAACACGCAGCACCAGCAGGUCGGCUUCUGUUCACCUGGAACCCGCGAGACAACACAACUCAGGGCCGUGUGAGGAGCCUCAACGCGGGGGAAGGUGUGCUCCCGGGGCCUAGAAGCGAUGAGUUCGCUUUGUGCCCCCAUCCUACUGGCGCUGCUGGUCCUCCUGCUGACUGCUGGAUUCUGCAGACAGAGCUCUGUGCACGUGAGCCCGGGGGCGAGCACAGGGGCGCGCACGGACGGACACAACCUCCUCGAGCUCAUCAUGGACAAGGUGCGUCUGACGCGGCAGCAGCAAGAUGAGGUGCACGUGCGCUACCCUGCCAAAAAACAGGAGUUCACCUUGGAGACCAAGGAGAGGAAUGAAGUGAACAAGUCUCACCAUGGAGACAACAUCAUAGAGGUGUUCCCCAGAGACCUGAGGCAAAAGGAGAAGUUCCUCAAACACCUAACAGGUCCUCUAUACUUUAACCCAAAGUGUAGGAAACACUUCUAUAGACUAUACCACAACACCAGAGACUGUACCAUACCUGCCUACUAUAAGAGGUGUGCCCGUCUUCUCACCAGACUAGCAGGCAGUCAGAGGUGUACAGAGAGGUAGAAUACCCUGAUUUCAACAGAGCCCAUGAAAGAGAGAAGUGCCUUGGAAGAUGAACUGAGACUGCUAGUGCUAUCUAAGUGUGUCAUGGGGAACAUUGGUUAUGUUACGACGUCCAUAGAAGCUCACACAUACUUUACUCUACUCUACUCUACUUUACUCAACUCUACAUUCUGACAAUCUCUGAGUUCUGCUGCCAAAAACCAUGACGACACGUGGACGCUAUUGUACGACACUUGAAUUAUAUCAUGCCUCUCUGUGGGAGUGAUUUUGUGUUCAUCGACAUGCCUUCACAGGUUACAACAAAAACAUUUGGUUGGACUAUGGUUGGACUAUGGUUGGAGUUUGGUUGGACUAUGGUUGGAGUUUGGUUGGAGUUUGGAUGGUGGUCUCUGAGCUGUGGUUGUAAACAGCGGCUACAGACAGAAAGAAAGACAGACAGACACACACACACAUAAAGACAUACAGUGAUAUUUUGGUUGAUAAUUGGAUUCAUUACAACGUUUCUUGACAGACAGACAGACAGACAUCCUGAUCUUUUGUUCAGCUACAUUACUCAGACGCAGAGAUCCACAGAAGAUCCACAUCUCUGAUGUAAUGACUGAUUGGUAGCCUGGUAGUAAUACAAUCCCUGAUGGAAUGACUGACUGGUAGCCUGGUGGUCUGCAUCAGGACUCCCUAUUGCAGGAGGAGGAAUACUUCCCUUUAUAGUGAAAAAGCUGCCAUUUUGGACACUGCAUCAGGAUUUCUGGAAAAACUGGGAAUUUUGGGAAAGUUACUGGAAUUUUCCAACCCAAUGAGGACCAAUCUGAAUUCACAGCCUAUUCCCUAUAAUGCCCCUACCAGAGCCCAAUGUGGUUAUACCUACAGCAUGUGCAUGGGAGAACAGAGUGUCAUCUGAGAUCUCAGUUUAAAUCUUAGUCUAUGAAAUACUCCUUAAGAAGAGAUCAUCGUCGCCACUUGACAGAGAAUCCAACUGUCUGAACAUAAAUGUGUUACAUGUGGUAUUAUACAUAUAUAUUUAUAUGUUCACGCUUUUGUCAAUUGUCUCUUUGCACAUUGUGUGUAUACCUACCCUGUA